CAGCGUUACGUUUGUGUUUUACUGUGAGAAUGGAAGGCCCAUGACGACGGGAGAGCUGAAGCAGUGAGCGGGUCGAGCGAUAGAAAUCCAUUUCCAUCUUCAUAAUAGGAAUAGAAAACAAACAUGAAAUCUUAAAGAGCAUAAUCUACAAUCUCUAAGCUUUCAUUCGGGGUUAAUAUUGUAGCGUUUUAGUUGCUGGUACUUUAGAAAAGUGAUGGUGAAAGCUGACGUCCGACGAAGGGAUCCGAAUUCUUCUCAGGGAUCUGGGAGGGUUGGAGUGGCGUAAAGUUGACAUUUUGGUUUGAUAAAAAAAAGGGAGAUUUGUAGGUGUUUCUUGUUCAAAAGCAAGGUUUUAGUUAGGUGAAGUGUUGUUCUUCUCGGUUUGUGAAAUACAAUUAGGUGUUGGUAGGUAAUUGUCAUUACAGCCAUGGAUCUUCGAGUGGGAAAUAGAUACAGACUGGGCAGAAAAAUUGGAAGUGGAUCAUUCGGUGACAUUUAUUUGGGCACUGACAUUUCAGUAAGGGAGGAAGUGGCCAUCAAGCUAGAAUGUGUGAAGACGAAACAUCCUCAACUUCACAUCGAGAGCAAGAUCUACAAGAUGAUGCAGGGAGGAGUUGGUAUCCCAACCAUAAAAUGGUGUGGUGCAGAGGGGGAUUAUAAUGUGAUGGUAAUGGAGCUGUUAGGACCCAGUCUGGAAGAUCUUUUCAACUUCUGCUCUAGAAAAUUCAGCCUUAAGACUGUUCUUCUGCUUGCUGAUCAGAUGAUCAGCCGCAUAGAGUAUAUCCACUCGAAGAACUUCAUCCACAGAGACGUAAAGCCUGAUAACUUCCUGAUGGGACUGGGGAAGAAAGGCAACCUAGUCUACAUCAUUGACUUCGGUCUAGCCAAGAAAUACAGAGAUGCUCGCACCCACCAACACAUUCCAUACAGAGAAAACAAGAACCUGACUGGCACCGCUCGCUAUGCUUCGAUAAACACUCAUCUGGGCAUAGAGCAGUCUCGGCGUGACGACCUGGAGUCUUUGGGAUACGUGUUGAUGUAUUUCAACCUGGGUUCUCUGCCAUGGCAGGGCCUGAAGGCCGCAACUAAGAGACAAAAAUAUGAGCGUAUCAGUGAGAAGAAAAUGUCUACGCCUAUUGAAGUGCUUUGCAAGGGCUACCCCUCUGAAUUUGCCACUUACCUCAAUUUUUGCCGCUCACUGCGUUUUGAUGAUAAGCCUGACUACUCCUACCUCAGGCAACUUUUCAGGAACCUGUUCCAUAGACAGGGCUUCUCAUACGAUUAUGUAUUUGAUUGGAACAUGCUCAAAUUUGGUGCUAAUCGUGCAGCAGAGGAGGCGGAGCGAGAGAGGAGAGACCGAGAGGAGAGGCUGAGGCACAGCAGGAAUCCUGCUGCAAGUGGCAUCCCAUCAGCUUCUGGGAGACCACGUGCCACCCAAGACGGUGCCCCACCUACACCCCUCACUCCCACCUCACACACAGCAAACACCUCCUCACCACGUCCUGUAACCGGUAUAGAUCGGGAACGGAAGGUGAGCAUGAGGCUUCACCGUGGUGCUCCAGUUAACGUCUCUUCAUCGGAUUUGACAGGACGGCAAGACACCUCACGCAUGUCCACCUCACAGAAUAGCAUUCCCUUCGAUCAUCACGGCAAAUAGCUGCACAUCACAUUCCAGUGUGAAGGUGGCAGCACCAGAUUCCCAGUAAAUUUCUCAGAAGUCCCCACUCUAGACCAUGGAGUGCAGAGGUUGACCCAUGUGGAAGAUUCAUGGCUCUUCUCAUUCAGCGACGAAGCGGGACAGACCAUGUCUCUUUAACUGACAAAACCAAAAUGGUUCGGAAUCAUCUUUGCCCUCUUUAAGGGUCUCUCUUGCUCUUACUUUAUCUUCUGUCUCUAUUCACUUUUUUCACUCUAGUGUAUGUGCACACAAACAGGAUUUUAUCAUGAUGCCUUGUCUAAGUAGACAUUGGGACUGAACUAGAAAAGACUAAAUCAACCAGCUGAACUCCUGUGUCCUUUACACUGGUGUCUCUCUUCAUACCAGUACUUUCUCUGUACAUCUACACUGCUGCGUAACCCAUCAUUUAUGUUUUUUCCUCAUAAGGUUUAUGUAUUUCAGUUUUUUUGGCUUCAUUUGGUAUAUGUAAACUGAUUUUUUUUAUAUAUAUAUAAUUUUUCCCCAUUCUCAUUAUAAGGCUCCAUAUCUAGAAGUGUUGCCAUGCUUUUAUUUUACUCAUUCUGAUUUUUAAUUCUAUUUUGAUAAUUCUAUUUGUAACUGGUGAGUGGUGCAAAAUGGGUUAAUGUUGCAUGCUCAUGUUUGUGUUUUAGUUUAAAGUGCUAAGGGGACAACUUUACCAAUCUUGGACCCUAAACCAUACAUUUAACCAGGGCCUUGUGAAACCUGCCUGUUUCUUUUUGUUUGUUUUAGUUUUUUCCUCCCCAUUUUUAUUUGUCCUGAUAUUUUCCAAGGUCUAUUAUUGCCUCUUACCUUGUUGAAACUCUGUUCUGUUUAAGCUGUGAAAAUUGUAAUAUAUGUGUAAAUGUUUCCAUUUUUCACCUAACAGAGACUAUGAACGAGAUGCAAAUUACAUUAAGAGUUUAGAAACAUUACGGGUUAUUCAUUUUUCUACCCAUCUCCACCUUUUUAAUUCUACACCAAGCCAAUAAAAUGAAGUGCUGGACAUGAGCGGUAUUACCGAUUAAAGCUUGACUGUCUCAGGCUCUGCUAUUGAGUGUUGCACUUCAUGCAACUAAGCCAUCAGUUGGUUAGUGAUUGUUUAAAAUGAACUGACUCCUACAAAGUUUAGUCAGUGAGAUGACUCAUUUCAUAGCAUCCCAGCCGACCAGGUUGAUUUCGGUGUCCUCUCUAACGAAUGCUCCAGCACUGAUUUGGCUCUACGAAUUGACCUAGAUGUUGAUGUAUUAUGUUUGUUGCAGAACGCAUGGUUUUCUAAGCUGCUUUAUCCAUGUCCUGGUGAAGAUCAUAGUGUUGACUGGAGAAAGCUGCACCUAGAAUAACAUGCUCUUUUCCUUGAUGUGUCUGAUACAUGAUUGUGUACUAGUUAUAAUGCACCUAUACUGUUUGAAGAGGGCGUGUGUGAGAUCUAAAGCAGGCGUUGCUUGUUUCCUAAAAGCCUAUUUACAUUUUGGGCUUUACAUUUUGGUCUAGUCAUGGCAAUUUGAGCCCUACUACAGUUUGUAUCACUGUAUUUGUGCACCACAUUUUUGUACAUGUGUAAAUAAAUGAGUUACUUAUUAUUUUAACUGCA
Messenger RNA from Silurus meridionalis, 3269 nucleotides. RefSeq names its product casein kinase 1, delta b (gene csnk1db). The transcript is spliced from 10 exons. Lineage: Eukaryota; Metazoa; Chordata; Actinopteri; Siluriformes; Siluridae. The record is from RefSeq and is a predicted model, not a curated record. Gene Ontology annotation, cellular component: nucleus; cytoplasm; spindle microtubule. Gene Ontology annotation, biological process: endocytosis; positive regulation of proteasomal ubiquitin-dependent protein catabolic process; spindle assembly. Gene Ontology annotation, molecular function: ATP binding; protein serine/threonine kinase activity. The coding region runs from base 428 to 1657 and encodes 409 amino acids.